ACCCAGGACCCUGCAUUCACUAUAUCCCCUCUCCCCGGACCCUGCAUUCACUAUAAUCUGGUCUCCCCGGACCCUGCAUUCACUAUAUCCCCUCUCCCCCGGAUUACCCUGCAUUCACUAUAUAUCUGGUCUCCCCGGACCCUGCAUUCACUAAAUCCCCUGGUCUCCCCGGACCCUGCAUUUCACUAUAUCUGUUCUCUCCCAGACCCUGCAUUCACUAUAUCUGGUCUCCCCAGACCCCUGCAUUCACUAUAUCCGCUCUCCCCGGACCCCGCAUUCACUAUAUCUGGUCUCCCCGGACCCUGCAUUCACUAUAUCUGGUCUCCCCGGACCCUGCAUUUACUUUAUCUGGUCUCAACGGACCCUGCAUUCACUAUAUCUGGUCUCCCUGGA
Staurois parvus is the source of this 393-nucleotide messenger RNA. The record is from the annotation of a GenBank genome assembly. Lineage: Eukaryota; Metazoa; Chordata; Amphibia; Anura; Ranidae.